AUUACUUGGCUUGCAUGGAGGCGCUUUAAAUGCUAUGUAAAACAUUCCCUUUUCCACCUCUGUUUUUGUUUCAGUAAUAGUGGUCGUGAUAAUCAUACAUGAAGGCUCCAAGAUUUCCUGCUGAUCAUACUGAGGAGAUCAUGAACAUGGAAUAUCCUUUUUGCAGCACGACUGAAUUCACAACAACAACAACAAGAAGAAGCAAAAGAAAGAACAAGAACAAGAGAAGAUUCAGCAACGAUCAAAUCCGAUCGUUGGAAUCGAUAUUCGAAUCCGAAUCCAGGCUCCAUCCUCGAAAAAAGUAUCAGGUGGCUAAAGACUUGGGAUUGCAGCCCCGGCAGGUGGCCAUAUGGUUCCAGAACAAGAGAGCCAGAAGGAAGUCCAAGGACCUCGAACGAGACUACGCCACCCUACAAGACAAUUACAACAAUCUAGCCUCCAAGUUCGAAGCCCUAAAGAAGGAAAAAGAGGCUUUACUGUCUCAGUUGCAGAAGCUGAACAAUUUGCUUAAGAAGCCGAAAGAGGAAGAGCAAUGUAUUGGGCAAGUUGACGACAAGCUGAGCUUUUCAAUGGAAAGAUCGGAACAUGCAGUCGGAGUGUUGUCCGAUGAUGAUAGUGGCUAUUUCAUACUAGAAGAAGAGCCUGAACUUAUAAGCAUAGUGGAACCAGCUGAUGGUGCCUUAACAUCACCGGAAGACUGGCACGGUUUCGAAUCUGAUGCUCUCUUUGAUCCGUCCGGCAGUGGGUAUCAGUGGUGGGAUUUUUGGUCUUGAACGAAUGAAGUAAUGGAAAUGAAGUAUGGAGGAAAAUGUAUGUAAAUAAUCUUCAUCCUAUGGGGCAUAGGAGAGGGGGGAUUAGAUUAUGUAUCAGUUAAUUUAGAUGAAGAAAGACUAGAUUUUAGGGUCUGAGAACAUAUGAAUUCACUUGAUCCAUAUUAUAAAAUCCAACUUCAGCUUC
Molecule: messenger RNA, 957 nt
Organism: Hibiscus syriacus
Lineage: Eukaryota; Viridiplantae; Streptophyta; Magnoliopsida; Malvales; Malvaceae
Product: homeobox-leucine zipper protein ATHB-12-like
Exons: 4
Coding region: 99-773 (224 amino acids)
Biological process (GO): positive regulation of DNA-templated transcription
Cellular component (GO): nucleus
Molecular function (GO): sequence-specific DNA binding; DNA-binding transcription factor activity, RNA polymerase II-specific
Source: RefSeq, a predicted model, not a curated record